Molecule: messenger RNA, 1194 nt
Organism: Mycena indigotica
Lineage: Eukaryota; Fungi; Basidiomycota; Agaricomycetes; Agaricales; Mycenaceae
Exons: 1
Coding region: 1-1194 (397 amino acids)
Source: RefSeq, a predicted model, not a curated record
AUGAAACCCCUGAAUUCCCAGCUCGUCACCCCAGGGCCUGCCUCGACCAAGAUUCGACUCUCUCUCUUAUCUUCUGCUAUAUGCGAUGCACUAGGUGGACCUGCUGAAUUCCACAGACGCUUUUCUUUCGACUUUGUCUCUGAAAUGAUCCCAAAUCAGAAUUUCGGUUUGGGCGCAGGCAUUUGGACUGACGAUACCAGUAUGACACUUGCACUCGCCAAAUCGCUGGCAACGUCCAACGGCUGUGACGAGGUUGAUCAACUCCACAGAUAUUAUCGGUGGUGGAAGAAGGGCGAGUUGAGCGCCAUUGACCGAUGCUUUGACAUUGGGAACACUAUCUGCACGGCUCUCAACUCCUACCACGACGCCUUGACUUCGAAUUCCCAACACGGCUUUAUGCAGAAGGCUGGACGAAUGUUGUCAUCCCGAGCACAGCACGCUCACGAAAGGGAGGCUGCUACCAAGGCGUUGGCGGGCAUCCAGCAAGGUCUGAGCGCCACAGUCUUUGGCGGAAAUGGGUCUCUCAUGCGAAUCUUGCCUGUCGGACUGGCCUAUUACCGUCUCUCCCCUGAUGAAGUAAAGAAUUUCGCAGCGAGGACCAGCCGUGUCACCCACCCAAACGAAGUUUGUAUCGAGGCCUGUGUUGUCUGGGCUCAAAUGAUCGCCAAAAUAGUGCAUUCCGCUCAAGAAUCGAUUCCACUGACCAAGCUCGACGUGCUCAACCACUUUUCAAACUACGCAUACGAGACUCAACCACUGCGAGCGGCCCUGGCAGCAGAAAAGCCAUGCUCUGAUGAAGAAAGUUACUUGCGAUUCCACCCCAUCCUCAAACUUGCCGUAGAGACUAUAUCAUCGAACACGCCCUCUGAGGAUUUAUCGGCUCAAAUUCUCGCACUUUUGCCCCAAGAAGCAGCGCUACGUUCAUCUGGUUAUGUAGUCCACACAAUCACAGCCGCCUUAUAUGCGUUCUUGGUAACUGAAACAUUCGAGCAAGGGGCUAUGCUGGUCGUCAACAUGGGAGACGACGCUGACACGGUUGCUGCAGUUUAUGGCGGACUUGCUGGGGCAUGGUACGGAGAAGAUAAGGGUACAUUCUGGACAGAACGCGUUGAACGGUGGUUCAAAGAGCUCGUCAGGAAAGAGACUAUCGAAGAAGUAGCAAAUCAACUUGUUGUGUUCUCCAACGCAGCAUAA